Messenger RNA from Phytophthora sojae, 1017 nucleotides. RefSeq lists its product as hypothetical. Lineage: Eukaryota; Oomycota; Peronosporomycetes; Peronosporales; Peronosporaceae. The coding region runs from base 1 to 1017 and encodes 338 amino acids. The record is from RefSeq and is a predicted model, not a curated record. The transcript is spliced from 2 exons.
AUGUUCCACAGCGCCAAGUUCUUCGUCAUGUGCAUCGCUGCCGUGGCUCUUUUAAGCGGUGCCCAGGCCGAGAGAGAGGUGACCGAAACUAUAGUCGGCGGCCCGGGCGUCAGGUGGGCGUCCCCGGCGUCGCUAGCGUCGGAGUCGGUCCAGGCGUCUACGGCCCUGGCGUCGUCGGCCCGGCCGUCGGCGUUGGUGUUCCUGGAGUUGUUGGAGUUUGAGUUAAUCCUGCCGUCGGGUACAAUGGCGGAACCCGGCUGCGUGCGCGACAAGAGGUUCUCCAAGGUUUCUUUGUUCGUCACUCCAGCCUUCACCAUGAUCAACGUCACCAAGGUUUUCACGCUGGUCGUCGCAGUUGUAGCCAUCACGAGUGGUGUGCAUGCCGACAAGGAAGUCGCGCAGGACUACAGUAGCGGUGGUACGACCGGUGGCAUGGGCGGCGGACUAUCGGGCCUCUCCAAGAUGAUGCCCGGUAUGGGUGGCACCGGCGGAACCAGCGGCGGUCUCCCCAGCAUGGGCAGUAUGCCCGACUUCAGCAAGAUGAUGUCCGGAAUGGGCGGCACUGGCGGCAUGCCGAGCUUCUCUAAGAUGAUGCCUGGAAUGGGCGGCACGGGCGGUGGAAUGGGCGGCAUGCCCGACUUCAGCAAGAUGAUGUCCGGAAUGGGCGGCGCCGGUGGCGGCUUUCCGGGCAUGAGUGGAGGUUUCUCCAGUCUCAGCAAGAUGAUCCCGGGUGCGGGAGGCAGCCCGGGUACGGUCCACGCGCCUGGAGCUACUAGCACAGGUACUGCCGGCACCGGCACUGGCACUAGCACCGGCACUGGAACCGGGGCUACAGGUGCAACCGGCGCUUCAGGUAACACGGCCACAACACCGAAGACCGGCACGCCACAGACGAGCAGUUCAAAGGCUGGCUCCGCAGCAGGAGCACCCACGGUUGGGUCCCCGACCAGCGGAACUGGGGCUACUGGCGCCGGUUCAACACCUUCUAAGACGUACCGCAGCCUUCGAUCGGAGUAA